Molecule: messenger RNA, 618 nt
Organism: Racocetra fulgida
Lineage: Eukaryota; Fungi; Glomeromycota; Glomeromycetes; Diversisporales; Gigasporaceae
Source: the annotation of a GenBank genome assembly
AUGGAACCUUUUCAAGUGACCGCGCCCAUUUUAAAACUCCUUCUUCGUCUUCAGAAGUAUAUUAAAGAGUCUUCCAUAGAAUCUCUCUGUAUUACUGAUAGUACUAUUGAAUUUCUUGAUAGACAAGGAGACCAGGUUCCUAUUAAUUUAGCACCAGAAAUUAAUGAUGAUUUGUUAGAAACUCGUAUGCCUCUCUUCAUCGAAGAUCUUCACCGAAUCGGUGACCCUGCGAAAGAACUCUGUAAAGUUGAAGGUACAAGCUGGAACCAACAGAUGGAUUAUCUUUGUAUUCGGAUCCAACUCUGUCGGUUAGAUCGUGCUACCCUGCUCCAGCAUUAUUAUCAGUUGGGAGAAAGAUUAGCAAUGCAUAAUUGGGACGAAGAAGUUAAAAGAGAAAUGAAGGAUCGAUUUACCUAUCGAAGUUAUAAGAAUGCAUUGAGGAUUACCCGUCGUGUUUAUAGUCUUUAUUACAUACGCGGUGCCCAUAAUCUACUGACUACUUGCCAUUUAUCCGCUAAUAUUUUAUUAGAAAUGAAUAUUGGAAAUUUUAACGUAUUACUGGAAGAAGCACGAUUAGGGAGUCAAAGGGAGAUUGAGCAAUUACUAGCCCUUGAUUAA